Anoplopoma fimbria (sablefish) is the source of this 1446-nucleotide messenger RNA. It is a transcript of the gene serpinb1, whose product is annotated as serpin peptidase inhibitor, clade B (ovalbumin), member 1. The record is from RefSeq and is a predicted model, not a curated record. Gene Ontology annotation, biological process: negative regulation of endopeptidase activity. Gene Ontology annotation, molecular function: serine-type endopeptidase inhibitor activity. The transcript has 7 exons. Lineage: Eukaryota; Metazoa; Chordata; Actinopteri; Perciformes; Anoplopomatidae. The coding region runs from base 25 to 1347 and encodes 440 amino acids.
ACAACCAGUCUGUGUUCCGUAUAAAUGAGAACUUCUGGGAUCAACCACCGCCUCUGCCGCUUCUGGUUCCUUCACUUAAAGGGGAUUUUUCGGACUUUUGCGUGCUACGUUUUGCUUUCACUUCAUUACACAUUGAGUGCGUGCGAGCAAAGCGUGCUUCAGUCGUUGCGGGACGACUAUCAGGAAAAUCGUACACCAUCCGUCAUGGCCGCCAUCAGCAGCUCAAACAAUGCUUUUGCCUUAGAGCUGUUCUGCACUCUGAGCCAAAAAAACCCAGCCGGGAACAUCUUUGUCUCCCCGCUGAGCAUCAGCUCAGCCCUGGCUAUGGUUUACCUGGGGGCUAAAGGAGACACUGCUGCUCAGAUGGCAAAGGCCCUCUCAUUCAGCUCUGGUGAAGGCGUCCACACAGACUUCCAGGCACUGAACGCUGACAUCAACUCAGCAUCUGCAUCAUACAUCCUGAAACUAGCCAACCGUCUUUACGGAGAAAAUACCGCCAACUUUCUACCGCAAUUCCUUGAAGCCACACAGAAGCACUACCAGGCAGACCUGAAGGCUGUUGAUUUUAAGGGGGCUCCAGAGGCAUGCAGAGCGGAGAUCAACAGCUGGGUAGAGCAGCAGACAGAGAAUAAGAUUAAAGAUCUUCUGAAGGCAGGAACCGUCACUCCUAUGACCAGAUUGGCUCUGGUUAAUGCCAUCUACUUCAAGGGAAACUGGAUGAACCGCUUUGAUCCGGCAAACACCAAAGAGAUGCCCUUUAAAGUCAACCAGAAUGAGGCCAAGCCAGUCCAGAUGAUGUACCAGAUGAAGAAACUGCCGUACAACUACGUUCCUGAGCUCAGCCUGCAGAUCCUGGAGCUGCCGUACGUGGAUGAGGAGCUCAGCAUGUUCAUCCUGCUGCCUGAUGUGUCUGCAGACGGCUCUGACCCUCUGCUGAAGCUGGAGAAUGAGCUAACACGGGAGAAGCUGGACGAAUGGACAAACAGGGAAAAUAUGGACGUCCAAUCAGAAGUCCUCGUUCACCUGCCCAAGUUCAAGCUGGAGGAAGACUACGAGCUGAACGAGCCUCUGGCCAAACUGGGUAUGAGGGACGUGUUCUGUGGGGCGAAGGCCGAUUUGUCCGGCAUGAACGGUGAAGGAGGACUCUUCCUGUCCACAGUGGCCCACAAGGCCUUUGUGGAGGUGAACGAGGAGGGGACGGAGGCGGCCGCGGCCACAGCAGGCAUGGUAUCAUUCUGUAUGUUGAGGGAGGAGCACUUCACAGCAGACCACCCCUUCCUCUUCUUCAUCAGGCACAAUAAGACCAAGGCCAUCCUCUUCCUCGGCAGGUUCUCCUCUCCUCAGUAGACAGAACCAGCAGAUGAAAGUAUCUGGCCCACUGAAAUAAAGAAAUAUGCAAAAUCAUUGAAAUAAAGGUUUUAUUUUCUUGGAUAUUUAAUUGAAUUU